This is a messenger RNA of Ustilaginoidea virens, 1470 nucleotides long. RefSeq lists its product as uncharacterized. Gene Ontology annotation, molecular function: iron ion binding; heme binding; oxidoreductase activity, acting on paired donors, with incorporation or reduction of molecular oxygen. Lineage: Eukaryota; Fungi; Ascomycota; Sordariomycetes; Hypocreales; Clavicipitaceae. Bases 1 to 1470 code for a protein of 489 amino acids. The transcript has 5 exons. The record is from RefSeq and is a predicted model, not a curated record.
AUGGAGGUUCAGGGCUCUGGACUUUUCUCCAAGCUGGUUGCCAUCACCGCGGUAGCGACGGUAAUCUAUAUUUUUUACUCCGGCAUUUCGAACCCUGCAUCCAAGGUUCCCGGCCCGUGGCAUACAAAGUGGACAGGUUGGGUUGCCAAGUACUACUGGUUCAUAGGCCAGCGACCAUUCUACGUUCAUGCCCUGCACCAGAGAUACGGUCCCGUUGUUCGGGUCAGUCCUAACGAGGUUCACACCACGAAUAUCGACGAUGUCAGGGCCAUAUACAACGCCAAGGUGACAUUUCGCAAGUCCGCAUUUUACACGAACCUCACUGGACCGCAGGUCUUGAGUAUCUUCUCUACUACAGAUGUAGAUGUGCAUCGGAAGUUCAGAAGGCUCCUGGCUUCGCAGUUGUCGGAAACCUCCCUCAAGCAGCACCUUCCCCUCCUCAACUCUCGUAUUAACCUGGCUAUCGAGGGAAUGAAGAGGGAAACAAAGAGCCAAGGCUACACAGAUUUAUUCAAGUGGGCCAUGUUCACCGCAACAGAUGUCAUUGGGACUCUCUCGUUUGGUGAAUCAUUUCAUAUGCUGGAGAGUGGAAAGAAAAACCAGUACGUAGAGGAUUUAGAACAAAUCGGCGCGCUGUCAAGACUACGCGUAGCCUUUCCACGCCUGCUUCGCUUCGCGUUCAAGUAUCCCAUUGUGCCUCUGUUCAGUCGAGCCAUCGCGCGCGGGAAGCGACUGAAUGGUUAUGCCAGACAAUCGCUCCAACGAUACCAGGACUAUGUCGAUUCGGACCCGACAACGCUGAGGCUAACCUUCUUCACCAAGCUUUUCAAGGCUGAGGAAGAUGGCAAGGUUUCUUUCAACGACAUUUUUUCAAAUGCGCAGUCGUUCAUCAUAGCCGGGAGUGAUACCACCGCUAUCAGUGCGACUUACACAAUUUGGUCGAUUAUCCAGCGACCCCAGCUUCGCCAAGCAAUCUUGAAGGAGCUUCAAGCCUUGCCCUUGGGUUUCACCGAAACGGAUCUGCGGGGCUUGCCUUUGCUUAGCCAGACCAUUGAAGAGGCCCUUCGUUUGUAUACUUCCAUACCAGCUGCCCUCCCCCGUGUCGUUCCUGCCGGAGGAGCAGAGAUUGGAGGGUAUUGGCUGAAGGAGGGCACCGUGGUUGGUACGCAAGCAUACAGCAUGCACCGAGACCCUGAAAUUUUCCCAAAUCCGCUCGAAUUCAACCCCUCUCGCUGGGAAAAUCCGACAAAGACUAUGAAAGACGCCUUUAUGCCGUUUGGUCGCGGGUCAAGAGUUUGUAUCGGCCUACACUUGGCAUACAUGGAGAUCCGGCUGCUCGUCGCGAGGUUUCUUCUCGAGUUUCCAAACGCCCGUGAGUCUACUCGUGAAGGCAUGUCGCACGAGGACAUGGAGUCGACCAUUUACUUUUUGGCGCCUCCCAAAGGCAAGCGGUGCCUCGUUGAACCAUGA